Messenger RNA from Venustampulla echinocandica, 252 nucleotides. RefSeq lists its product as uncharacterized. Bases 1 to 252 code for a protein of 83 amino acids. The transcript has a single exon. The record is from RefSeq and is a predicted model, not a curated record. NCBI's taxonomy places the organism in Eukaryota, Fungi, Ascomycota, Leotiomycetes, Helotiales, Pleuroascaceae.
AUGCUUACUGUCCUCGUUGUUCUCUCCUCCGUUGCCGGUCUUAUCUCGGCCAUACAACAACGUAUCCCGGGUUUCAACGUUAUCUGGUUUGAUCACUUCGAUGUCCCAGGCCUGGAAACAUCAAAAUGGAAUAUCUACACUGGGGCCGUGUUCAACGGGGAGCAAGAAACUUACACGACAUCAGCAAGCAAUUGCGGCCACUCAGGCAGUGAGACCCUUCUCCUCGCCCCACGAAAAGACGUCAGCACGUGA